CUCAUAGUCCGCCCUCUGUUCCGCGGUAUACUUUAUGCCGCUGGUCGCAUGGUCUUGAUUUUCAAUUAUAAUUUUUUGAUUAAAAAUCGGUAGGAGUGUGUUAAAACGGCUAGAAAAUGUUGGUUUUAUUCGAAACCCCGGCGGGGUAUGCUAUUUUCAAACUCUUGGAUGACAAAAAGCUGUCAGAAACAGAUAACCUCUAUCAUGACUUCGAGACACCUGAAGCAGCUAGCAAAAUCGUCAAGCUCAAGCACUUCGAGAAGUUUGCAGAUACUACUGAAGCUCUUGCUGCUACCACUGCAGCUGUGGAAGGAAAAGUGAGCAAGUCGUUGAAGAAAAUGCUGAAGAAAUAUUGUGCUGAGGUCCAGGAGCAGCUUGCAGUUGCUGACGCGAAGCUUGGUAAUGCAAUAAAAGACAAACUCAGCCUCUCGUGCGUCAGCAAUACAGCUGUCCAAGAGUUGAUGCGAUGUAUCAGAAGCCAGAUGGAUUCUUUACUGGCUGGUCUUCCAAAAAAAGAAAUGACUGCUAUGGCUUUAGGUUUGGCCCACAGUCUUUCCAGAUACAAGCUUAAAUUCUCUCCUGAUAAAAUUGAUACUAUGAUCGUGCAAGCAGUAUGUCUACUGGAUGAUUUGGACAAAGAAUUGAAUAACUAUGUGAUGAGAUGCAGAGAAUGGUACGGAUGGCAUUUCCCUGAACUGGGAAAGAUCAUCACGGACAAUGUCGCAUUCGUAAAGACAGUGAAAGUAAUUGGUACGAGAGAAAACACAGCAAAUUCAGACUUGUCUGAUACCUUACCUGAGGAAAUAGAAGAGAAAGUUAAAGAGGCUGCAGAAAUAUCAAUGGGUACUGAAAUUUCGGAUGACGAUAUUCUAAAUAUUCAACACCUGUGCGAUCAGGUUAUAGAAAUUUCGAACUAUAGAACUCAAUUGUACGACUACCUCAAGACCAGAAUGAUGGCCAUGGCACCGAAUCUGACAGUUUUAGUCGGAGAAUUAGUAGGUGCAAGAUUAAUUUCCCAUGCGGGAUCGCUAAUUAAUCUUGCCAAGCACCCUGCCUCAACUGUGCAAAUUCUCGGCGCAGAAAAGGCCCUUUUCAGAGCACUGAAAACAAAACGAGACACUCCAAAAUAUGGUUUAAUUUACCAUGCUCAACUUGUUGGCCAAUCCUCAACAAAGAACAAGGGAAAAAUGUCCAGAAUGCUCGCAGCAAAAGCAGCAUUGGCCACAAGAGUAGAUGCUCUUGGAGAAGAUGGAACCUUUGACUUGGGAGCUGAACACAAAGCCAAACUGGAAGCAAGAUUGAGAAUACUCGAAGAAGGCAACCUCCGCAGAAUUAGCGGCACUGGAAAAGCUAAAGCGAAGUUUGAAAAAUACCACGGUACUUCUGAAGUCAAACAAUAUCCCACUGCUGCAGAUUCCACUCUACCGACCACCAAGAGGAGGCAUUCGCAGAUAGAAGAAAAGAAACCACUGAUUGAAGAGAUUGAACCAGGCACAGAAGCUACAGAGGAUGUGCCACAGAAGAAAAAGAAAAUCAGAGAUAGUAUUGGAGAAGAAGCCGUUAAAGUUGAGGGUGAAACUCCUACCAGUUCGAAGAAACAGAAAAAAGCAAAGCAAGAGCAGCAGGAAGUUUCUGCUCCUGUGGAAAUUGAAGAACCAGAACAGGAUGUUCAAGAUUCUGGGAAGAAAAAGAAGAAGCAAAAGAAGCUCAAAGUAGAAGAGCCAGAAGUGGUACAGGCCGAAACUGCCGAUGCUGAAGAGGUUGCAGGUCCCUCGAGUGAAAAGAAGAAGAAGAAGAAGAAGAAAAAAGCCGUAGCUGAAGACUAAACUAUUAUUGGAAAAUAUUAUAAAUUUACGCAUUUCUACGUGACUGUUAUUUGACGUAACAGGAUUUAUAAAAUUACAACAGAAAAGCUACACUUCACACUGUAGUCACAGAUUCCUCCUAAUUAGAUAUGAUUAUACAACGUGAAAUUGCGCACCCGAUUUGCACAUGCGCGAUCGUCGGCAUUUGUUUUGCAGAAUGUCCAACAACACUCCGAUUUCAGAUUUAGCUGUCAAAUAUAAGGAUCUAACUUGAACUUUUCGAUGAGUGUAUUUCUGUCGACAUUCAAUUAAUCUCGCAUUCAAUUGAUGGAAUUUAUUUGAUGCUAUGCCACCCUACUUGUCUGUGUCUGGUUUUGUGCUGCAUUAUUCACCUGACAGAACAUACCUCAGUCAUAUUUAAAUACCGCGAUCUCAGCUGUAUUGGUGAUCGACAAUUUGACAGCUAAAGCUGAAAUCUGAGGCUGUUGGUACAACACGCUAGCAGCUGAUAAAUUCGACUGUCGUUUUGAUUCGCGCUUGCGCACAAAAAUUGGGUGUGCAAUUUCACGUUGUCCUCUCUGUAUAAUCCCCUCCCACUAACUAUUGAAUUAUCAGAUACAUACCUUAAUUAAGUCUCAAUCACGAUAGUUCUCAACAACGACUGAAGUUUGGGUCAUCCAAUUACUUUUUCAGUAGUCACUCCAAUUCCGUAUCGAAGUGUGCGAAAACUUCACGUACGUAUGCUCUCUAAAACGAGUCCUACGUAUAGGUACUGAUAUUAUUCCAUAAAGUGAAGAACUCGUAAGUACACAUGCUGGUAUCGUGCAUACAUACCGGUAUCUUGUUUCAAAACCAAAUAUGUAUCUAUUUUUUAAUAAAUAUAUAUCAUGAAAUA
This is a messenger RNA of Athalia rosae (coleseed sawfly), 2700 nucleotides long. It is a transcript of the gene nop5, whose product is annotated as nucleolar protein 58. The transcript is spliced from 4 exons. The record is from RefSeq and is a predicted model, not a curated record. Gene Ontology annotation, cellular component: small-subunit processome; box C/D methylation guide snoRNP complex. Gene Ontology annotation, molecular function: snoRNA binding. The coding region runs from base 117 to 1826 and encodes 569 amino acids. NCBI's taxonomy places the organism in Eukaryota, Metazoa, Arthropoda, Insecta, Hymenoptera, Athaliidae.